Messenger RNA from Acanthisitta chloris (rifleman), 729 nucleotides. RefSeq names its product solute carrier family 12 member 5-like. The record is from RefSeq and is a predicted model, not a curated record. Gene Ontology annotation, biological process: chloride transmembrane transport; chemical synaptic transmission; potassium ion homeostasis. Gene Ontology annotation, molecular function: potassium:chloride symporter activity. Lineage: Eukaryota; Metazoa; Chordata; Aves; Passeriformes; Acanthisittidae. The transcript has 4 exons. Gene Ontology annotation, cellular component: membrane. The annotation marks the transcript as partial.
CGGGUGGCUCCUACUACAUGAUCUCACGUUCCUUGGGACCUGAGUUUGGUGGAGCUGUGGGGCUCUGCUUCUACCUGGGCACCACCUUUGCCGGCGCCAUGUACAUACUGGGCACCAUCGAAAUCCUGCUGGCCUACAUCUUCCCAGCCAUGGCCAUCUUCAAGGCAGAGGAUGCUAGUGAGGAAGCAGCUGCGAUGCUCAACAACAUGCGUGUGUAUGGCACCUGCGUGCUGACCUGCAUGGCCACCGUCGUGUUUGUGGGUGUCAAGUAUGUCAACAAGUUUGCCUUGGUCUUCCUGGGCUGUGUCAUCCUCUCCAUCCUUGCCAUCUAUGCUGGUGUCAUCAAGUCAGCCUUUGACCCGCCAAGCUUCCCGAUCUGCCUCCUGGGUAACAGGACCCUCUCACGCCACGGCUUUGACAUCUGCACCAAGAUGGUGGUGGAGGGGAACGAGACAGUGGGCUCCAAGCUCUGGGAGCUCUUCUGCACCUCCCGUUUCCUCAAUGCCACCUGUGAUGAGUAUUUUGCCAUGAACAAUGUCACAGAGAUUGAGGGUAUUCCCGGUGCUGCCAGUGGCCUCAUCCAAGAGAACCUCUGGAGCUCAUACCUGUCCAAGGGUGUGAUCGUGGAGAAGAGGGGGCUGCCCUCAGUGAGUGCCCCCGAAACCCCAGUGGACAUGGACCAGCCCUACGUCUUCAGCGACAUGACGUCCUACUUCACCCUGCUCGUCG